ACCUGGCUUUGGACAAAGGGUGGACACUCUGCCAUAAGCUAUUGUAGGUAGAAGGCACAGAAAUCCCCAUCCCCACUAGCCCUGUCCCCAGGGCCCAGAUGGCCUCUGGUCCGAGGAAACCCAUUCCCUGCAACAGGCAGGGCCUUGAAUUGCAGGCCAUUGCUUUGGAGUCAGAGAAAGCCUGGAGCCUCAAGAAGCUUUCUUGGAAGCUCUGGUCAGUACAGUGGUUUCUUGAACUUUUAUUACCCAGAGAGGGAGUGCCUCCUUCAGUUGGUGCCCUGGACGCUUUCCUUGCCUCAUUCUAGUCCCGACUUUGGCCCCAGGCGCCAGAACCUCCUGAGGCUGUUCCAGGCUAGCAGAGCCAGGCCCACAGUCAGCCAAACCUAGGGUCAGCCCUCGUUCUGCCAAGAGUCGACCUUUGGCAAAUCACCUGACAUGUCUGAGCCUCAGUGUGAACAUCUGUAAAAUAGAUAACCGGUGAGGUCUGAGGCCUUGGUCAUUCUGCCCCCUCUGGAAGCAGGCCGGUGGGAGCCUGAGUGGAGGCUGGCCCAAGUGCGCUGGGGACUAGCCAAAGCCAGGACCGGUGUGACUCAGGGCGCAGGUCCUGGGAUCCGGCAGCUUCUGGUAGAGUCAGGCCAUCGGGAAGCCCCGGGUGCUCUCAACCCGCCGUGCCUCUGCAGGAGCCCAGGGAGCCCGGCCCAGGCCCGCCCCGCCCAGCGCCCACUAGGGCGUGUUCCCACCUUCGGAGGCGCGGGUUUCCCGGAGUCUGGCCGGUACCGGGGAGUUAGACUGGGAGCGCCCACUUGGGGAUGACAAGGGACGCCUGCCUGCCGGGCCGGGUGCCGAGGCAGGGCGCCGAGCAGCAGGGCCCUGGCGGCGGCGACCGGGGCUUCCCUGACUGCCCUCCCCGGAGGACCCGGGAGGAAAUGACAGGGCGGGAGCCGGGGCGGGCGCGAAGGGAGGGGCGGCGCCCGGGGUGACACGGCCCGUCACUGAGGAGGCCGCCGCGCAGACCCUCCCCGCGCGGGGAGCCGGGGAUUCCCCAGACACAGACCCUCCCCCGGCGGCCGUCCGCCCGCCGCGCCCUGGCCCCCUGGGACCCCAGAGCGGCCCGCGGCCAGGCCGGCACACCGAGGCUGAGCGGGCCGGAGAGGCUCCCCGGGAGGGCGCCGGGGUCCCCGGGCGCAGCGACAGGAAACUCUAGGGAGUGAAUGGAAAGAAGUGGGUGGUCCGGCCCCUGCGACUUCCCCUGACAUCACUGCCCAAAUAAGGAGCUUCCAAGCGGCCGCGGGGCGGCCCAGAGCCGCGCCCGCCGCCGGCGCCCGCCAGCCAGCCCGCCCCGCGCCCACCCCGCGCCGCGUGGGCCGCCAGCGAGCGCCCGGGGCACCGCCGGGCGGAGCCGAGCCGGGCGGAGCCGAGCGAGCGGGCGCUGCCGAGUCGCGCGGAGGCCGGGCGCGCAGCCCAGCGCAGCCCAGUCCAACCCCGCGCAGCCCACCCCGGAGCAGCGGAGCCGCGGCCGCUCGGCAGGAUUCGAGGCACAAACCCGACAGCCUCAAAGUAGUUCAUGGAGGAGCCUGGAGAGAUCCUGGGCUGGCCAGCUCUCCCUUCUGGAGGGAGGAGCAGAGCGUGAGAGGAGAGCAGCUGCAGCAGGAGUGGUCAUGAACGCUGGUUUUCCACGAGAACAGCGUUUCAGUUUCGGUCAUCGAAAGUGGUGCCUUCAGCGCAGAAGAGCGUGAGUUCCCCUCGGCAGCUGUUGAUCUCCAAUGCGAGACUAAAGGGCAGAAGAGGCCAGAAGGAACCACCCACAGCAUCCAGUGUGGCCACUAUCGUGCCAGAACCAGGAAUGACCGGGCCAUGCACAGAGAUGUCUCCAGUCUUCAACGGUUUGCAUAGCAUACAGGGGACUCAUGGGUGGCCACUUGCCACCACCAACUGAAACAAUACGAUGGCAACAUUGACAUCCUUCAUGACAUUUCUACAACAGACAUUCAGGCAGAAAGUGCUGGUGCAUUUUCUGUCUGCAAAGUAGAGGGCCAUGCCUCACUGAUGUGAAUAGUUUGGGCCCUGAUGACCUGCUCUGAGUCCACUCGCAGCCAGUGACACUUGCAAAAAACUCCCAAAGCCGUCUGGGUUUGGCUUCUGCAGCUCUUGACCAAUGUGGCCAAAGCCAGAGGCCUCCUUGGGACACUUGGAUUAUUCAUAAAUGCAGCCUGCCCCAACCCUCCCUGAAUAGCAUCUGAAGUCUCUGUGGAGGUCAUGGAUCCUGAACAAAGUGUCAAGGGCACGAAGAAGGCUGAGGGAAGUCCCCGGAAGCGGCUGACCAAAGGAGAGGCUGUUGAGACCAGUGUUGCAUCCAGCACCCCGUACCCAGGCAGCAGCGCAGCUGCCACCCAGGAGGGCCCCCUCGCAGAGCUCCCAGCCCCACAGCCCUUCCAGGGCCCCUCGUCAGUCCUUAGGGAAGGUCCUCAGGAGAAAACAGGCCAGCAGCUGAAGCCCCCCAGGAGGUCCACCACUGAAACCUCUAUCCACAUCUCGCAGCUCCCGCAGCACCCUCUGACACCAGCGUUCAUGUCACCUGGCACACCAGAGCACCUCCUGGAGGGAUCCACGUGGCAGCUGGUCGACCCCAUGAGACCCGGACCCUCAGGCCCCUUUGUGACGCCUGGGCUCCAUCCUCAGGGCCAGCUCCUCCCUCCCCAUGCUUCCAUCAUCCCCCCUGAGGACCUGCCUGGCAUCUCCAAAGUCUUUGUGCCCCGUCCCUCCCAGGUCUCCAUGAAGCCCACAGAGGAGGCACCCAAGAAGGAGAGGAAACCACAGAAGCCGGGCAAGUACAUAUGCCAGUACUGCAGCCGGCCCUGCGCCAAGCCCAGCGUGCUCCAGAAACAUAUCCGCUCACACACGGGGGAGAGGCCCUACCCCUGCGGCCCGUGCGGCUUCUCCUUCAAGACCAAGAGCAACCUCUACAAGCACAGGAAGUCCCAUGCCCACCGCAUCAAGGCCGGCCUGGCCUCGGGAGUGAGUGGCGAGAUGUACCCCCCAGGGCUGGAGAUGGAAAGGAUCCCAGGGGAGGAGUUCGAGGAGCCCACCGAGGGAGAAAGCACAGAUUCAGAGGAGGAGACGGGCACCCCGUCUGCCGCCCCCACAGAGCUCUCCCCCAGGCCCAAGCACCCCCUCCUGUCCAGCAGUUUGUACGGCUCUGGGAGCCAGGGCUCCAGCCACGAGCGCUGCUCCCUGUCCCAGUCCAGCUCAGCACAGUCGCUUGAGGACCCCACUCCAUUUGCGGAGCCCCCAUCUGAACACUCCCUGAGCCAUAAACCCGAAGACACCCACACGAUAAAGCAGAAGCUGGCCCUCCGCCUAAGUGAGAGGAAAAAGGUACUCGAUGAGCAGGCUUUUCUGAGCCCAAGCAGCAAAGGGAGUACCGAGUCUGGGUACUUCUCCCGUUCUGAGAGUGCCGAGCAGCAGGUCAGCCCCCCAAACACCAACGCCAGGUCCUAUGCCGAGAUCAUCUUUGGCAAGUGCGGGCGGAUCGGGCAGCGGACAGCCAUGCUGACGGCCACCUGCACCCAGCCCCUCCUGCCCCUGUCCACCGAAGACAAGCCCAGCCUGGUGCCUUUGUCAGUGCCCCGGACACAGGUGAUCGAGCACAUCACCAAGCUCAUCACCAUCAAUGAGGCCGUGGUGGACACCAGUGAGAUAGACAGCGUGAAGCCAAGGAGGAGCUCACUGUCUCGGCGCAGCAGCAUGGAGUCACCCAAAUCCAGCCUCUACCGGGAGCCCUUGUCAUCCCACAGUGAGAAAACAAAGCCCGAACAAUCACUGCUGAGCCUCCAGCACCCGCCCAGCACCACCCCCCCUGUGCCUCUGCUGAGAAGCCACUCAAUGCCUUCUGCCACCUGCACCCUCAGUACACCGCACCACACCUUCCGAGGUAGCUACUCCUUCGACGACCACAUCACCGACUCGGACACCCUGAGCCGCAGCAGUCAAGUGUUUACCUCCCACCCCCGGAUGCUCAAGCGCCAGCCGGCCAUCGAACUACCUUUGGGAGGAGAGUACAGUGCCGAGGAGGCAGGGCCGAGUGGCAAAGACACAGCCUCCAAACCCGCAGAAGAACCUGACCCCAAGGAAAGCGAACUCACCAAAAAGACCAAGAAGGGUUUGAAAACAAAAGGGGUGAUCUAUGAAUGUAACAUAUGUGGUGCUCGGUACAAGAAAAGGGACAACUACGAAGCCCACAAAAAAUACUACUGCUCAGAGCUUCAGAUUGCAAAGCCUGUCUCUGCAGGUGCUCAUGCGUCUUCGGAAGCCGAAAAGAGUCAGGCCGAGCAUGAGCCCUGGUCCCAGAUGAUGCAUUACAAACUGGGAACCACACUGGAGCUCACUCCACUGAGGAAGAGGAGGAAAGAGAAGAGCCUCGGAGAUGAAGAAGAGCCCCCUGCCUUUGAGUCAACAAAAAGUCAGUUUGGCAGCCCCGGGCCAUCUGAUGCUGCCCGGAACCUUCCCCUGGAGUCCACUAAGUCACCAGCAGACCCAAGUAAGUCAGUGCCCUCCCUCGAGGGACCUACGGGCUUCCAUCCAAGGACUCCCAAGCCAGGGUCUGGUUCAGAAUCAGGGAAGGAGAGGAGGGCAACGUCCAAAGAAAUCUCUGUCAUCCAGCACACCAGCUCCUUUGAGAAGUCCGACUCGCUGGAGCAGCUCAGUGGCUUGGAAGGGGAAGACAAGUCCCCGGCCCGAUUCUCAUCACCCCCACCUGCUCCUCACGGACGCCCAGCUCACUCCCUGCAACCCAAGUUAGUCCGCCAGCCCAACAUUCAGGUUCCUGAGAUCCUGGUGACCGAGGAGCCUGACAGGCCAGACACAGAGCCUGAGCCACCCCCGAAGGACCCUGAGAAGACGGAGGAGUUCCAGUGGCCCCAGCGCAGCCAGACACUUGCGCAGCUCCCAGCUGAGAAGCUGCCACCCAAGAAGAAGAGACUGCGCCUGGCAGAGAUGGCCCAGUCUUCGGGGGAGUCCAGCUUCGAGUCCUCCAUGCCUCUGUCUCGCAGCCCAAGCCAGGAGAGCAGCGUCUCUCUGAGUGGGUCCAGUCACUCCACCUCCUUCGAGAGGGAUGACCAUGGAAAAGUGGAGGCUCCUGGACCCUCAUCUGACACGCGCUCCAAACCCUUGGGCACCCACAUGCUGACCGUCCCCAGCCACCACCCGCAUGCCCGAGAGAUGCGGAGGUCAGCCUCAGAGCAGAGCCCUAAUGUUUCCCUUUCUGCCCAUAUGACUGAGACACGCAGCAAAUCAUUCGACUAUGGAAGCUUGUCCUUGACAGGCCCUUCUGUGCCAGCACCAGUGGCCCCAAUGGCCCCAGUGGCCCCCGCAGCCCUGCCAGAGAGAAGAAAAUGCUUUUUGGUGAGACAGGCCUCUCUGAGCAGGCCUCCAGAAAUGGAGUCAGAGGCUGCCCCCAAGGGAAGACAGGAGAGUGAGGAGCCGAAGCCGUCAUCCAGUAAACCUUCACCCAAAGGCUCCUCAUCCCAGAUUUCCUCAUCAGCCACCUCACACAGUGGGCACCCUGGAGGCAAGGGCCAGAUGCAGGACAGACCCCCAGUGGGGUCCACUCCACCCUACACAGAAGCACUGCAGGUGCUCCACCACCCCAUUGCCCAGCUGCCCCUGCAUGAGAAACCAUACCUGACCCCACCUGUCUCCCAUUUCUCCUUCCAGCACCUAUUGCAGCAUGAGCCAGGGCAGCCUUCAGAAUUCUUCUCCACCCAGGCCAUGUCCAGCCUCCUCUCGGCACCAUACUCCAUGCCCCCGAUUUCUCCCUCCUUAUUUCAAGCCCCACCACUUCCUCUCCAACCUACGGUUCUGCACCCAAGCCAGCUCCACCUCCCCCAGCUUAUGCCUCCCCCAGCCAACAUCCCCUACCGACAGCCCCCUUCAUUUCUCCCCAUGCCGUACCCAGCCUCCUCAGCACUCUCCUCUGGGUUCUUCCUGCCCCUGCAAUCCCAGUUUGCCCUUCAGCUCCCUGGUGAUGUGGAAAGCCAUCUGCCAGAGAUCAAAACCAGCCUGGCCCCACUGGCAACAGGAACCACUGGCCUCUCCUCCCGCACAGAGUACAGCAGUGACAUCCAGCUGCCCCCUGUUGCUCCCCCAGCCAGCUGCUCAGCACCCACAUCAGACCCUCCACUGGCCCCGCCCACCUGUCCAGGCACUAUGGUGUCCCUGGUUGUGCCCGUCCGCAUUCAGACUGACAUGCCAUCUUACGGGAGUGCCAUGUAUACCACCCUUUCCCAAAUCCUGGUCACGCAGUCCCAAGGCAGCCCAGCAACUAUGGCUCUUCCCAAGUUUGAGGAGCCCCCAAGCAAAGGAACAACUGUAUGUGGGGCAGAUGUGUAUGAGGUUGGGCCUGGACCAGCUGGGGUAAGUGAAGAGCAGAACAGAGGUUUCCUGACUCCAUACCUGAGAGUGCCUGUGACAAUACCUGAAAGAAAAGACACUUCCCUGUCAUCAGAGAGUGUCUUGAACCUGGAGGGUAGUUCAUCAACAGCAGGGGGAAGCAAACGUGUUCUUUCACCAGCUGGCAGCCUUGAACUUACCAUGGAAACCCAGCAGCAAAAAAGGGUAAAGGAAGAGGAGGCUUCUAAGGCAGAUGAAAAACUUGAGCUGGUAAAACCAUGCAGUGUGGUGCUUAUCAGCACUGAGAAUGGCAAGAAGCCAGAGAAAUCCCACUUGAGCAGCCAGGACCAGGGCAGGAGGGAGCUAGAAACACUACCCAGCCUGUCCUCAGACCCAUCUGACCCAAAGGAAAUUCCUACUCUUCCUCACCCAUCAUCACCCCAUGUGACAGCCCCAGGCUCAGAGGCUUUGAAAGAAUAUGCCCAGUCAUCUGGUAAACCUCAUCGAAGAGGGUUGCCCCCACUAAGUGUGAAGAAAGAAGAUUCCAAGGAACAACCUGACCUCCCUCCACUGGCACCUCCCAGCUCGCUGCCUCUGUCAGAAACGUCCCCCAGGCCAGAGAAGUCACAAGAAGGUACGGACUCAAAGAAGGUACUGCAGUUCCCCAGCCUCCACACGACCACUAAUGUCAGUUGGUGCUAUUUAAACUACAUUAAGCCAAAUCACAUCCAGCAUGCAGAUAGGAGGUCCUCUGUUUACGCUGGUUGGUGCAUAAGUUUGUACAACCCCAACCUUCCGGGGGUUUCCACUAAAGCUGCUUUGUCCCUCCUGAGGUCUAAGCAGAAGGUGAGCAAAGAGACAUACACCAUGGCCACAGCUCCGCAUCCUGAGACAGGAAGGCUUGUGCCAUCCAGCUCCCGCAAGCCCCGCAUGACAGAGGUUCACCUCCCUUCGCUGGUUUCCCCGGAAGGCCAUAAAGAUAUAGCUAGAGUGGAGAAGGAAGACGAGAAGCGAGGGAAGCCGGAGGAGGACGCUCCUGCCUCUAAGAGAGGGGAGCCGGCGAGGAUCAAAAUCUUCGAAGGAGGGUACAAAUCAAACGAAGAGUAUGUAUAUGUGCGAGGCCGCGGCCGAGGGAAAUAUGUUUGUGAGGAGUGUGGAAUUCGCUGCAAGAAGCCCAGCAUGCUGAAGAAACACAUCCGCACCCACACUGACGUCCGGCCCUAUGUGUGCAAGCAUUGUCACUUUGCUUUUAAAACCAAAGGAAAUCUGACUAAGCACAUGAAGUCGAAGGCCCACAGCAAAAAGUGCCAAGAGACAGGGGUGCUGGAGGAGCUGGAAGCCGAAGAAGGAACCAGCGACGACCCGUUCCAGGACUCAGAGGGGCGAGAAGGCUCAGAGGCCAUGGCGGAGCACCAGUUUUCAGACCUGGAGGACUCGGACUCAGACUCGGACCUGGACGAAGAUGAGGACGAGGACGAGGAGAGCCAGGAUGAGCUGCUGGGACCGUCCUCGGAGGCACCCCCACCCGGCCCGAGGGCCACGCUGCCCGUUGGCUCCUCGCCUGUUCAGGGCCCUCAGCCCCCAGAUGCCACCUCUGGCAGCCAGGCCACACGGGGCAGCUUGGUCUCAGAAGCCGAGCACUUGGCAGCCGGCGGUCGCUCCAUGUCCAGCCAAAGCACCCUGUGCCUCCCCCCACUGGAACCGGCCCCUUCGGACCCCAUGGAGAAGAACACAGGCUCAGCCCUGAGCUCAAAAGCUGUAUCCCCGAGACGGCCGUGGUCCCCAAGUAAAGAAGCAGGCAGCCGCCCAUCGCUUGCCCACAAGCACUCGCUGGUCAAAAGCGACUCAUCUCCCCAGCGACAUUCACCGACCCGAGAGUCACAGGCCUCAGUCCCAAGCCCGCCUGGCCUCCGGACGAGCCGCCUCCCUUGCGGGUCUCCAAGACUUGAGCUGUCUCUUCCUAUGUCCCGUCCCUUGGGAAGGGAACUGCCCCCUCGAGCACAUCUACCCGCUGAACGCGAGGGUGCCACAGACCCAGGCCUCCCCAGACACUUGCCUACUGGGAGACUGUCUCCAGGCCAGGCCCAGUCACCACCACAGUCAGAGCUGCCAGGGAAGUGGGCCCUGGCUGGGCCGGGCAGCCCUUCAGCGGGGGAGCACGGCCCAGGUUUGGGGCUGGCCCCGCGGGCUCUCCACCCGCCUGUGCCUCUACCUCACAUGCUUCUCGGCAGAAGCCCUGAGACCUGCACCUCCCUGUGGAAGGCCGAGUCCCGAAGCCCCUCCUGCUCACCUGGCCCUGCUCAGCCUUUCUCCUCGCGCCCCUUCUCCGCCCCUCAUGACUUCCACGGCCACAUCCCGGCCCGGACAGAGGAGAAUAUCUUCAGCCACCUCCCUCUGCACUCCCAGCACUUGCCCCGCGCCCCCUGCCCCCUGAUUCCCAUUGGUGGGAUCCAGAUGGUGCAGACCCGGCCGGGGGCCCACCCCACCCUGCUGCCAGGGCCCACCACAGCCUGGAUCAGUGGCUUCUCGGGGGGUGGCAGCGACCUGACAGGAGCCCGGGAGGCCCAGGAGCGAGGCCGUUGGAGUCCCACUGAGGGCUCGUCAGCCUCUGUGUCCCCCGUGGCUAAGGUCUCCAAGUUCACACUCUCCUUGGAGCUGGAGAGCAGGGACUACCCCAAGGAGAGGCAGAGGACGGGCGGGGGCCUGGGCAGGCCUCCCGACUGGGAGCCCUGCGUGGGUGAAGCGCCUGCAGAGCCCGUGCCAGCGCACGGCCCCCGCACCUCACCCUCGCCCUCACCCCGGCCACCCCACCACCACCGGGCAGAGCCCUGGAGCCCCCGACUGGAGUCACCGCACACGCCGGCCAGUCCUCCAGCCUCUGCCUCCCCACCACUGGACCGCAGCAGCUCCGUGGGCUGCCUGGUGGAGGCCUCCACUCACUUCCCAGCCCGGAGGAGGAACCUCUCUGGGGAACCCAGGACCAGCCAGGGCUCCUCCGAGCCCUCAGGAAGCGGGGGGCCCAGGGUACCUCCACACCAGUCAGAGGGCAGGGGCCCCCCAAGCACUUAGCCUUUCUCCGGCCGCUUCAGCAUCUGGCUUCCAGUGUUCAACAACAGACGUUUCCAGCCGACUUCCUCCAAUCAUCUUGCUCUCACGGGCUCCCCGUCCCUUCUGUUGGUCUGUCCAAGCAGCUUCUGCUCAGUCCGCGUGUUCUGUCUUCCCACGUAUGCAGUUACCUGUGCCUUUUUCUAUACCUUUUGUUGCUUGAAAAGAAACAAACAAAACACACACACACACAAAAAUCCCCACAAGGAGUCUGAGGCUGUGAAUAUUUUGUGCUUUUUGAAAAAGGAUAUAUAGGUGGUGCCUCACCCUCUGCACUGUGGUUGGCACCACCCCCAAGGCUGGCAAGCAGCAGCCAUUUGCUAAGGAAAAGGGGAUGCACUGAGGGAAUAAAAAAAAAAGAAAUUAAAAAAUAUAUAUAAUUAAAUGUAAAAGCAAGCACUCCUAUGUACAGAUGUUUAUGGUUCCUAUUUAUUGCUGCUUUAUCCCACCCCAGCUACCUGCCACCCCUUGCGGCCAGCAGAAGGGCCAGCAGCCCAAGACAGGCACAGACACAGGCAGGGAGUCCCCACUUAGCCUCCACAGGUAGGUCUGAAAACUCCAAUUUUCUUUUUUGCAAGAAAAAGGAAAUGUUGUUUUUUCCUAGGAUUUCAACACAAAAUAAUAGGAGCGGAUGGAAGGUAGGAGCUGGUUGGUUCCCGCAGAACUUGCAGAUACCUGGGUGGGGUGAGUUGUGGGCCUGUCCUGGCUUUUGCCCAGUGGGCACAUUCCCCCCACCCCUCCCCUCUACCUCACCCCAUGUCUCCCCUGGGCCUUCACCCCUAGUCCUUGGGCUGGGAAGGGAGCUUCAACCAUCAUCGUCUCCUGGUUCCUGAGCACCUGGCCUAGGCCUUGCUCUCAGGGCCCCAGCGACAGGCUGUCUUCCUUAUUCUAGAAACUGCCUACAGGGCUGCAGGGAGAGGGCCCAACCCUUAGGGGUCAAGACCUGAGGUGCACCGCCUCUGCCGUUCCUGAGGCUGGGGCUUAGGGUUCAUUUCACGUUUGGUCCCCGGGGUCCAAAGGGUCCUUUUCCGUCCAUGGCUGGGCUUGUCCAUUCUCAGCACUGGAAGUUUGCAAGAAGCUGUUUCUGGAUCUCUUUGCAGCAGGACUGGUUCCCCCAGUCCCCACCCGCACACAGUCAGACCUCCACUACCCCCAGGAACACCCAAAACCAUGACUUGGGGAAGCUGUCCAGGCCUCUUUGUUGGCUUAAAUAUCUUUACGAAAAUAAAAUUACAUAUUAUAUAUAUAUAAAUGUAUAAAGACAGGAUCAUUUUGGUACUUCCCCAGCCUCCUCACAUUCUCCUGACCUCAAAGAAUUGUCAGUUGUCCCAAGUCAUGUGAAUUCUUCUACAAAGCAGUCAGUAUUAGCCAGUGCCUCCUUCCUCAUCCCCAUCUUCUUAUCUCCUCUUUCAAGAAACUGCUUUGUAUUUCCUGGGGCAAAAAUCUGCUUUGUAGGAAAAAUAAUAUGACUAGAAACUAAAAUCCCAAGUUGAAAUAUGGAGCUUGAACUCUAGUAUGUUUACCCUGCCCUGGGAGAACUUGGAUUUUCACCAACCUUCUAGAAAUUAUUUUCUUUGGUUUCUACAAGGGCAGAAAGCACAGGAAGCAUGGUCAUGGCCCAUCCAGGCCAUGUGCUGAUGCCACCUUACAGAGCAGGGAAUUCCUAUCCAGUCCCAGUCCUCAGCCGGGCUUUACGGAUCCUAUGCCCGCAGUGGGGACCUGAGCUGUGAAGUUGUUCAGAAAGGACAUCAUAAGGUGGGGAGGGUUGGGGCACCUUCGUGAGCUCCGCAUAUGUAGCUACAGCUCCCUUUUCUCCCAGACCACAGCCUUGGCCUGCUUAGCCUUUACUAGGUGGAUAAAGCAGCCACAGGUCCAGCCUCUGCAGAGCCAGGCCACGUUGUUCAUUUCCAUUCAGCCUCUCAGAGCUAAGACAAAAAGGGGACAAUACAGAAGGGCCUUCCUGGGAGUCUGCCGGGGUCCAGAGUGCCAGGGUGGGGUUGGCCAGCAGCUCCCAGCUGCCUAGCCCAGAGUCUGGGGCUGUUGCCCACCCUUGGAGAAAACCAGCAAGCCCCACCUUGACCAUAUUGACGCUAGCCUGGCAGAAGGUAGGAUGGAGCCCAGGACCCAAUCCCAGCCCAGGCUGGAGGCCAGAGCUUUCCUUACCCUCAUCUUUCAGCGCCUUUUUGUGGCACUGCCCAAGGACUGGAGACUUCAAGCACUGAGGCCUGGGAACUGGAUAAAGGGCAUUGCUUCAGCCCAGGUGUGAAAUCUUCCUGGGCAAGAUUUUCCAGCUCCAGACUUACAAAGCAGCAGACAGGGGGCUCUGCUGGAAUAGCUCCUGACCUUGGGAGUGGCCACACCCCUCCACCCAGCCCUCUCCCUCAGCUCUCUUGAGCACUGUUGCCCCUGUAUUUGGACAGCCCACCCACCAAGGUUUCCUUUCUAGAAGGCUAAUUUCAGAGACAGCGUGGCCAGCAGAAAGAGUCCUUGCAGCCACUUGGGCCCCCAGGCAUAGGCAGAAGGGAUGGAGGCCAGGAGUCACUGGAGACCUAUUUCCCAAUGACAGGAACACAAUGGGCAAAAGGAGCCUAGCAGAAGGGCUGCUGCCCCACACGUGCCCAGAGAAGUGGACUUGAUGCCACCAGCCUGGGCUGCACAUCACCGGGUGCAGCUCUAACACCCCCUGCCAGACUCUGCCCCUCCCCCCAGGUAUAGAGCCCCCCGCUCCCACCCGCCCUUACACCUUCACAAUUUGGAAAAACACUCACUCCAUGCCUUCCCCUGGGCCCUUUGCCCUGCUCCCAGCCACUCCACAUUUCCAGUUUGCCUGUGACACUAUUGUCCUUGUGAAGGGACCCAGUGGGGAAGGCAGUGCUAAUUCUGUGGCUUAGACACCUGUAGCAGCAUGCUCUGGUGAAAUGUGCAGGAUGUCCGUUCCUCUGUGCAGGCCCACUCUGGUCCUUGGGUAUUGGCAUUAGGGAGUGGGGAAGCCAAGGUUUGUUUGAGAGCCAACCCUUGCCUUCUGGUGGAGAGUCCAAGCCACUUGGUCCCCAGGCCCACCUUCCAGGAUGCCCUUCACCCUCAGCAAGCUCAGAGUCAUUCUGGGCACUAACCCCAUUCCUCUCCGAAGCGCCUUUCCCCAGGCCAACCCCCAGCCCCAUCCAAGGCUUACACUCUGGCCCUAACCACUGAGACGCUCCAGUGGGCUGACGGCAGUGCACUGCCCACUCUCCCAUCCCCAUCACCUCCAACACCCAGAAGUCCCUCCACCUCUUGUGGGGGAAAAGCCCAAAAAAAUGAGCUUACAGAUUCCUCUAGCCCCUACUCUUACUCAGCCCUUCUGAAUAGGGACCAGCAAUUUAUCUGCACCCAGCUGCUCUCUGAUCCUUUCUCCAGACAAAUUCUUCCUAAAGCAAAAGUCCUGCCUGGUCAACCUUCCCUGAAGACAGAUCUGCAGCCCUGACCAUGGGGAGAAAGUCCCCAAAGGCCUGUUCCACCAAUCUGCUUCCGUGUUGUGAAUCCAGUCUGCUUUCCAUCAGAAAACCGCUUCGGCACUUAGGAUCACUUUACUAAACUUAGUGUUAAAAAAGAAGAGAAAAGAAACAGAAAAAAAGAGAAGAAUGUGUAGGCAAACGCAAGAUACAUGCUCUCUGUAAGAUAAAUAUUUGCCUUCUUUUUCUAAAAGGUGUAUGUAUUCUGUAUGUGAACUUGUCUGUAGAGAGUUUCUAUGUUCUUAAAUGGCAAUACAUUCCAAAAAUCGUACUGUAGAUAUGUACAGUGACCACACUGGGAUGGGGUAGUUUUGCCUGUAAUUUUAUUUAAACUCCAGUUUCUACACUUGCAUCUUGCAAUGUCAGUAUGGUAUGUAUCAGUGCAAAAGAAAAAAAUACACAACAAAAAAUCCAUGCAGGUCUAAAGCA
Messenger RNA from Manis pentadactyla (Chinese pangolin), 13412 nucleotides. RefSeq names its product HIVEP zinc finger 3 (gene HIVEP3). The record is from RefSeq and is a predicted model, not a curated record. Gene Ontology annotation, cellular component: nucleus. The coding region runs from base 2257 to 9456 and encodes 2399 amino acids. Gene Ontology annotation, biological process: regulation of transcription by RNA polymerase II. The transcript is spliced from 8 exons. Lineage: Eukaryota; Metazoa; Chordata; Mammalia; Pholidota; Manidae. Gene Ontology annotation, molecular function: RNA polymerase II cis-regulatory region sequence-specific DNA binding; DNA-binding transcription factor activity, RNA polymerase II-specific.